This is a messenger RNA of Rhododendron vialii, 2047 nucleotides long. RefSeq names its product xylan glycosyltransferase MUCI21-like. NCBI's taxonomy places the organism in Eukaryota, Viridiplantae, Streptophyta, Magnoliopsida, Ericales, Ericaceae. Bases 223 to 1923 code for a protein of 566 amino acids. Gene Ontology annotation, molecular function: glycosyltransferase activity. The record is from RefSeq and is a predicted model, not a curated record. The transcript has 3 exons.
GAGAGAGGAGUGAAAGACAACUGAAGGUAAACGAUGACCAGAAUAAAAAAGAAAUGCAACGUCUAAUUGACGAAGCUUAACAAAAAAAAAAAAAAGAGUCUAAUUGACGAAAUUGACAAGCCAACGUCUACUAGACUCUUGCAUUGAGCACUUCCAUGGACUGGUUAUUCAUGUGUUGAAGUUAAUGCAAAAAUUUUGAGCAGUUUUUCAGAUUGUUAGAAGAUGGAGAAGGUGACAAGAAGACUGAUUUUACGCACCAUCCCAUGUUUCUUGCUCCUCGUCUCCUUGGCGCUUUUCACUGUCGAAUUGAGAUCCGUUGUAUUUCCAUCAAAUCAAUGGAAGAAACAAAGAACAAAUUGGCAUGGGAGUGGCAUAGAAGAUCAAGAAGCGGUAGGGAAGGAACAGAGAACCAAUUGGCGUGGGAGUAGCAUAGAAGAUCAAGAAACGGUAGGGAAGGAACAGAGAAUUGGCAUAGAAGAUCAGGAAAUGGUAGGGAAGGAACAUAGAACAAAUUGGCACGGGAAUGGCAUAGAAGAUCAACAAAGGGUAGAGAAGAAACAGAGAACAAAAAGUUGGGGCGGGAGUAGCAUAGAAGAUCAAGAAGUUGUAGGGACGAAACAGAGAACAAAUUGGGGCGGGAGUCGCAUAGAAGAUCAACAAAUGGUAGGGAAGAAACAAAGAACAAAUCGGGGUGUGAGACGCAUGGAAGAUCAAGAGCACCCAGAUUCCCUCUUUCAAAGACUAGUGACAGGACGAAGUCAAACGCAGCUGAAAGCAACUGGAUUUGCUUGCCAUUCUGACGUUCACACUAAUGUUUGUGUGUCCAGUAGACCAGUAAGGAUUGAUACACGAACAAUGAAGGUUUAUGCACCAUUCAGUCAAGCUAUGACGAACCAAGAAAAUCACACGAUUAAUCCAUAUCCUAGGAGGGAAGAUAAGACAGCCAUGGAAUAUGUUUCGUCAGUCCAGAUACUUCAGGGAAACAUCGCCCCCCCUCUAGCUUGUCGUUACACCCAUAACGUCCCAGCAGUAGUCUUCUCAUCCGGUGGCUUCACAGGAAACAUAUUUCAUGAGUUCAACGAGGUUAUCAUUCCUUUGUUCCUCACUACUCGCCACUUCCAAUCUCGCCUACACUUUGUUGUCACCGAUUUCAGACCUCCAUUCGUUGCUAAAUUUAGCAAAGUCCUGUCCCGUUUGUCUAGCUAUGAAGUUAUUAAUCCAGCAGCAAAUGAAAGCAUGCAUUGCUUUCCAGGAGCAGUCGUCGGUCUUCACUACCAUGACAAUAUUGCUGUAAAAACCACUGGUUAUAUCCCCGAAGGUUACUCUAUGCUUGAUUUCACGCAAUUUCUCAGAGAUUCUUUCAAUCUAAAGAAACGAUAUUUGUCACAAACGGAAAAACCGGUGUUAGUUCUCAUAUCUCGUCCAAAAACAAGAAUGUUUCUGAACGAAGAUCAAAUGGUGACUAUGAUGAAGACAUUGAGAUUCAAUGUUGUCAUUGCAAAGCCUGAUACGAUGGUCGAUGUACCUAAAUUUGCAGAGGUAAUGAACUCGUGCAACGUACUGGUUGGGGCACACGGUGCUGGGCUUACCAAUGAAAUCUUCAUGCCCCAAGGGGCUGUCAUGGUGCAAGUGGUUGGGCUGAACCUAGAAUGGGCCUCAACAGCCUACUAUGGCAGGCCCGCUACGGAGAUGGGUUUGAAAUACAUAGAGUACAAAAUCGAACCGGAGGAAAGCUCUCUCAUUUCUCUUUACGGGAAAAAUCACCCUGUCAUUACUGAUCCGGCAUCCAUAGAAGCGAAGGGGUAUAGGGUUGGUAGGGCUGUGUACCUUGAAGAGCAGAAUUUUAAUAUUAGUGUUGUGAGGUUCAGAAAGACUCUUGUCCAAGCACUUGAACUUCUUGGGCGCUCGGCUCCUUUGGAUUGAAGAAAAAGUGUUUUGAGAUGAUUCCUCCUAGCUAGUUUAUUUGUGAAUAUACGAUUAAGAAAUAAGAGGAAUCUGUGUUACUAUUAGGAAGAUAAAGAAAUGAUGGAGCACGUCAAUUUGUACA